GUUCAGAAUCACAAUUGACAAUCCCAGCAAAUCGAAUCUAUGCCGUGUCUCAGUUCCAGCAUUGAAGAUGAUAUUACAUAUUUAGUACUUCAAAGAGAUCGCUCGUUGCAUUGAAAGCAGCCUAUCGGUUGGCCUCGGUGCCUCGCCCUCAGAGUAAGUCAAUCUUCUGUUUUCGUCAAUCUUAUAGUAGAAGAUCCUCGCAAUUGCCACUCAAAUUUGCAACUUGAGCAGACAUUACUUGCAAAGAAAAUGGAAGGACUUGGUCAAACUGAAAAACUAGAUCAUGUAGCCAUCGAAAUUGGUCAUGAGCAUGAUCUUGUACACUCGAUCAAGGAAAAAAUGGAAAAAUUUUCUUUGUUGCAUUCUGUUUGCAGGAUUUCUGAAGAAAUUUCUGAAGGAAAUCAAGAAAAAUAUUCGCCCAGUUUGCUGUCAAUCGGACCUUUUCACCAUGGCAAAAACAACCUUAACGUCAUGGAAGAUCUAAAGUGGCAAUAUUUCAACACACUGCUGAAUCGAAACCCUAAUGAAGAAACAAUUCUUGACACUUGUGUCAAGACGCUUAAACAUUCUGAACAAAAGGCUAGAAAAUUCUAUGGUGAAUUAGUCAACAUGGAGAGCGAUAAAUUUGUUGAAAUUAUGUUAGUCGAUGGUUGUUUCAUAAUCGAGCUAUUUCUUGAGUAUUCGAUGAAGAAUCUGAGGCGUAGGGAUGAUCCAAUUUUCUUCAGCACAGACAGUAAAAUGUUCUGGUUAAGAUGCGAUAUGAUUUUACUCGAAAAUCAAAUUCCCUUUUGGGUUCUUCAGAAGUUGUUUUACAUUGUUGUAAUUAAGCAAUGUAGCAACAUGUCUCUCAUGGAACUUGCCCUGUGUUUCUUCAGAAAACUGCUCUCAGGGGAUGGACAAAUUCCUCAAGACAAAUUUGGUCCCGAAAUUCAUAACUUGCUCGACCUAAUCCGCCAGCAAUAUCUUCCGACAAUGCCUCGAACGCGAUCCACUGGUGGUCAGAAAAGUUUACUCAGCGGCGCUACAGGACUUCAGUUAGCUGGGAUAAGACUUAGAAGGGCAGCCAAUGAAGUCCCUUUGAACGUGAGAUUAAUCAAUAAAGAACUCCAAAUCCCACCUUUUAAAGUCAAUGGAUAUACAGAAAUUUUGUUCAGAAACCUGAUAGCAUUGGAGCGUAGCCACCACCAAUGUUCAAAGACGAUCACAUCAUACGCCAUUUUCAUGGCAAGCUUAAUCCAGAAUGUAAACGAUGCACGAAUACUUCGCAGUAAAAGAAUUCUAAUUGAUGGUAGUCAUGAAAGAGAUGGAGAAAUACUUGAUUUGAUGAAGAAACUGCACGUUGAGAUUAAUGUGACGGAUUUUUACUAUGGAGAAAUUUGUAGGCAAAUUAAUGACCAUCAAAAGAGCAGAAGAAAAACUCGGUGUCAGCUGCAGGCUAUGAGGGAUAUUAACUACAGACGUGAAUUGGGAGUUUUAGGGUUCAUUCUGGCGAUCAUGUUACUGGUUUUCUUUUUCAUAGCAAUAUUUUUCUCAAUAGUUGCAUUUUUGCUGCACCAUUUUCAUUGAUAUUUAUAAUUUUUUUCAUGGCUUGUAUAACGAAAGAUGUUGUGUCGACUAGACCACCUGAAGAUGAAUAGGAUGUUAUGACGUGACUAGGGUCGUCGAGGCUUGUGACUCAACUAUUUCAACUAUGUUUGUUGUUAUUUUUAUUUUUUUCAUAUUUAAUCUUUAUUAUUUAUAAUUGUUUUCCUUUACAUUCUAAAGUUGGGUUUGUUAGAAGCCAAUUGAUUAUUGAAUAAACACUGAGUU
Messenger RNA from Olea europaea var. sylvestris, 1809 nucleotides. RefSeq names its product UPF0481 protein At3g47200-like. The record is from RefSeq and is a predicted model, not a curated record. The transcript is spliced from 4 exons. Bases 250 to 1566 code for a protein of 438 amino acids. Lineage: Eukaryota; Viridiplantae; Streptophyta; Magnoliopsida; Lamiales; Oleaceae.